CAAGCGGUGGAGUUCCGUUUCCGGGCACGAGUAUGUAUUUGGUGGUUGUAGUACAGAGUUAAGAAUAUGAUACGAUAGUAAUUUUCGCGUUUCAGUUUGGACAAAAGCAAAAACAAUGUCAGAAAAGCAGCAGAUGAACGUUUAUCAUCCUGAGUCGGGCUGAAAUAUUCGCAUACGAGAGGAGAUCGGGGUGGCAGCCAGACUGUAUUCUUCUUUAGUAGCAUCAGGUGCAAGGCAGAAGUUAACUCUGGAUGGGUGUGUCAUCCAAGUACACUAACAUACACCAGCCCAUAACCAGCAUAGGUUGGGGAUGUGGAGGAAAUCCAGAGAACAAGCAAGAGGAAAAGACCUGUGCAAAUAGGGUCACAAAGAGGAAGAGAGAGAAGCCUAAGGAUAAAGCUAUCCUAUUAAAUUACUUAUUAUACUUAGCAAGGUGUUGAUCAUGGCAGGGUUGGAGCAGUGGGUGAGUGAUCAGCUCUAUGAUAUCUUAGGGCUCAGUGAAAAAUAUGUUCCCCUAUUUCUUAUUGGAACAGCAAAGCGCAGCUCAAGUGAAGAAGACUUCAUCCAAAGGUUAAAAGACACAAGGACAAUUGAUAUUGAUCAAAGGAUGACAGUGUUUGCCAAAGAGCUCUACAGAAAGAUUCCAAGGAAGCAAGUUAUAGAGAAGGAGUCGCGACUUGCUGAGCGAAAAGCCAUUGAAAUGGAGCGUAAGAACAAAACCUACACCUUGUUAGAGAGUGAAGAUGAUAGUGAAGAAGAAAAAACUAUAGAUAAAAAGAAGCAGAUGGGCAAAAAAGAAAGAAAGAGAAAACACCUACGCAAGAAGCAGUCUUCUUCUGAAGACAGUGAUGAUGACAGUUUAAAGAAGCCAGUGACAAGUUCAAGUCAGAAACAACAGGCAGAGGAGGAUGAUGAGGAGGAAUGGGAAAAAGAAGAAAGGGAACGUCUUUUGGAUCUAGAGGAAAGGGAUGCCUUUGCUGAGAGAGUGAAACAACGGGAUAAGGAGAAGACACGGCACAUAGUAGAAAGAUCUGAUAAAAAGGCUUACGAAGAAGCUCAGAAGAGGCUGAAGAUGGCCGAUGAAGACCAGAAGAAAAUGGUGCCAGAGCUUCGUAAGAAAUCUCGUCGUGACUACCUAGGCAAACGUGAGGCUGAAAAGUUAGAGGAUCUUGAAGCGGAGAUUGUUGAUGAAGAAUAUCUCUUCUCUAAUCAUGACCUUACUUCUUGGGAAAAGGAUCAAUUUAAGUACAAACAGACAGUUCGAGACCUUGCAAAGGAGUACAAGAAGGCAGGGCAGAAAGAAAAGCUAGAAAAGACAACCCGAUACUAUAUGCCUGAAGAAAAACGUAGCAAGACAGUUCCUGAUGAGUACAUUGAACCUGAGUCUGGAGAUACUGGAUCAGCCCCUCGGGAUGAACAGAGGCGCUGGGAGGAGGAGCAGCUAGGAGCAGCAGUACUUAAGUUUGGGGCUCGUGAUGUUCAGGAGAGAAGCAAGAAGGAAAGCGAGCGUUAUGAGUUUGUCAUGGAAGAUGAUGAAAUGAUUGAAUUUGUCAGUGCUAUCACCAUGAAAGGCACAGUUGAAAAGGAUGACAAGAAGGAUGUCGAGCUUUCUGAAUCCCAGAAGCAAAAACUGUCCAUUCAGGAGGUCCGCAAAAGCUUACCUGUCUAUCGCUACAGAGAAGACCUAUUAAAAGCAAUAGAGGAUCACCAAAUUCUCAUUAUUGAAGGGGAGACUGGCUCUGGGAAAACAACUCAGAUUCCACAGUAUCUUCUAGAAGAGGGAUUUGUAAAGAAAGAAAUGAAGAUUGGUUGCACCCAACCAAGGAGAGUUGCAGCAAUGAGUGUAGCCUCUCGUGUGGCACAGGAAAUGGGAGUCAAACUGGGGAAUGAGGUGGGUUACUGCAUUCGAUUUGAAGACUGUACUUCUGAGCGUACCAUUCUCAAGUACAUGACAGAUGGCAUGCUGCUGAGAGAAUUCCUGACUGAGCCUGAUUUGGCAAGUUAUAGUGUGGUCAUCAUUGAUGAAGCUCAUGAGCGCACAUUGCACACAGAUAUCUUGUUUGGCCUCAUCAAAGAUAUUGCACGCUUUCGACCUGAUCUCAAAGUGCUGAUUGCCAGUGCCACGCUAGAUACUGAGCGAUUUUCUGCAUUCUUUGAUGAUGCUCCAAUCUUCCGGAUACCUGGCCGUAGAUUCCCAGUUGAUAUAUUCUACACUAAAGCACCAGAGGCAGAUUAUCUGGAAGCAUGUGUAGUGUCAGUAUUGCAAAUUCAUGUAACGCAGCCAACAGGGGAUAUUCUUGUAUUUCUCACUGGUCAGGAAGAAAUUGAAGCCUGCUGUGAAAUGCUACAGGAACGCAGUCGAAGACUGGGAUCUAAGAUUGCUGAGCUGAUUGUGCUUCCUAUAUAUGCCAAUUUGCCUUCUGAUAUUCAAGCCAAGAUUUUUGAACCUACACCUCCUGGUGCAAGGAAGGUUGUAGUGGCCACUAACAUUGCAGAAACCUCAUUGACAAUUGAUGGCAUCAUUUAUGUCAUUGACCCUGGAUUCUGCAAGCAGAAGAGUUACAAUCCAAGGACUGGCAUGGAGUCCCUGAUAGUUACACCAUGCUCUAAGGCCUCGGCUAAUCAGCGAGCUGGCAGAGCUGGACGUGUUGCUGCAGGGAAGUGCUUCCGCCUGUAUACGGCUUGGGCAUACAAACAUGAGAUGGAGGACACCACUGUUCCUGAGAUACAGAGAACUAACUUGGGGAAUGUUGUGCUGCUGCUGAAGAGUCUAGGUAUCAAUGACUUGCUUCACUUUGACUUCAUGGACCCGCCACCACAUGAAACCCUUCUUUUAGCUCUGGAACAACUUUAUGCACUUGGAGCCCUAAAUCAUCUGGGGGAGCUCACCAAGUUAGGACGUCGAAUGGCUGAGCUGCCAGUAGAUCCUAUGUUGUCUAAAAUGAUUUUAGCCUCAGAGCAGUAUAAGUGCUCAGAAGAGAUUCUAACUAUUGCAGCUAUGCUGUCUGUGAAUAGUUCAAUUUUCUACCGCCCCAAAGACAAAGUAGUACAUGCUGACAAUGCACGUGUGAACUUUUUUGUCCCUGGUGGAGAUCAUCUGAUGCUUCUUAACGUAUACACACAGUGGGUUGAAAGUGGUUACUCCACCCAGUGGUGCUAUGAAAACUUUAUCCAGUUUCGCUCAAUGAGAAGAGCAAGAGACAUCAGAGAACAGCUAGAAGGACUUAUGGAGAGAAUUGAAAUUGACCUUACAUCAAGUAGUGAGGACAAUAUUCCAAUUCGAAAAGCAAUAACUUCAGGCUUCUUCUACCAUACAUCUCGUCUUUCCAAAUCUGGAUACAUAACAGUGAAGCACCAGCAGACAGUUUUUAUUCAUCCCAACAGUUCCCUCUUUGAUGAGAAUCCUCGUUGGCUGAUCUACCAUGAGCUUGUCUUUACAACUAAAGAGUUUAUGAGACAGGUCAUUGAGAUCGAAAGUAGCUGGUUACUGGAAGUAGCUCCUCAUUAUUAUAAGGCGAAGGAGCUUGAGGAUUCUUCUACAAAGAAAAUGCCUAAGAAUAUGGGAAAGACCCGAGAUGUUCUUGGCUAACAGCAGAUGUUUGUGAAGGAGCUCUAAUGUGACACAGAGUUGCUGGAUUACCAUAUCUCAUCAGGUCCAAAUAUUUACAAAGAAUCCUCAGUUACAGUACCUGCUUUUGCAGCCAAUUUCUCAGGCUAACAGAAUUGUUAGUUUUUACUUUUUUGUACAUAAUGGAAGUAUAUUUUUGUCUAUAAAUAAAGCGAAAAUUCUG
Erpetoichthys calabaricus (reedfish) is the source of this 3791-nucleotide messenger RNA. It is a transcript of the gene dhx16, whose product is annotated as DEAH (Asp-Glu-Ala-His) box polypeptide 16. Gene Ontology annotation, molecular function: RNA binding; ATP binding. NCBI's taxonomy places the organism in Eukaryota, Metazoa, Chordata, Cladistia, Polypteriformes, Polypteridae. The coding region runs from base 443 to 3589 and encodes 1048 amino acids. The transcript is spliced from 22 exons. The record is from RefSeq and is a predicted model, not a curated record. Gene Ontology annotation, cellular component: catalytic step 2 spliceosome; intracellular anatomical structure.